Molecule: messenger RNA, 2870 nt
Organism: Bradysia coprophila
Lineage: Eukaryota; Metazoa; Arthropoda; Insecta; Diptera; Sciaridae
Gene: VGlut
Product: Vesicular glutamate transporter
Biological process (GO): synaptic transmission, glutamatergic; regulation of synapse structure or activity; neurotransmitter loading into synaptic vesicle
Cellular component (GO): excitatory synapse; synaptic vesicle membrane
Molecular function (GO): L-glutamate transmembrane transporter activity; neurotransmitter transmembrane transporter activity
Source: RefSeq, a predicted model, not a curated record
AAGCUAUUUGGCAGUCGUUCGUGCUGUAUCAGUGCUUUUAACAUCUAGUGAUUCAGACAGAGUACAGCUGGGAAUAAUUCCUCUGUCCAGACAGUGAUACAGAAGUGAAUUAUUUUUUAGUUUUAAUUUUUGUAAUUAGUGAAAAUUGUGACUAAUUAGUUGUUAAACAGUGGGUAAUUGAACAGCAAAUAACAAAUAGUUGUCGUUAUAUUUAAGGACUCUCCGUUUUGUCAAUUUUACCGUUCGUGUAACAUCGUUUGCUGGAAGCAAUUCAGUGUAAAAAUAAUGGCUUCAAGAUAAAAUGUGUUACACUUUGGAUACUUUAUAAGUUCAUCUCACUUUUUCACUGCAUCCUUCAAAUAGACCGUUAGGAACCAUGCAUAUAGUAGGAGGAUUGAAGGAUCGUACCAGCAACCUCUUUUCCGGAGGGAUGCAACGGUUCGAUCACUUGGAUUCGCGGAAACAAGGAUAUGGACAAAUGGAUGGUGGACACGAAUACGGUCUCGACGAACGGGAAUCACCGGCCUCAUUCGACGAAAUCGAAAGGCCACCACUUCGUCAUGUCGAUAAAUAUAUUCGUGCCGAAUUGCCAUGUUUGUCGGCUAGGUAUACGGUAGCGGUGAUGACUUCUUUAGGAUUCAUAAUAUCAUUUGGAAUUAGAUGCAAUUUGAGUAUGGCCAAAUUGUCGCUUAGCGAUGAGAAAAAUGCAGAAAUGAAUUUCAACAAAACAAUAGGCCAUGGAGUUAAAAAAGAAGUCUGGUCAGCGAACUGGGCGAGUGCCAUAGACUCGUCCUUUUUCUGGGGUUAUCUAGUCACGCAAAUACCGGGCGGUUUUCUCGCCUCAUUCUUCCCGUCAAAUCGAAUAUUUGGUGCUGCUAUCAUCGGAUCGUCGAUCUGUAAUUUAUUCAUCCCUUUAGCAAUUGACGUUAGCAAGUACAUUCUGAUUAUGGUGCGAGUUGUCCAAGGUUUAGUUGAGGGAGUCACUUAUCCAGCCUGUCACGGAAUCUGGAGAUUCUGGGCACCACCACUUGAGAGAUCUAGACUUGCCACAAUAGCCUUCAGUGGUUCUUACGCAGGUAUCGUAAUUGGUCUUCCGGUUUCUGGAUACCUAGCCCACCUGAACUGGAAAGCACCAUUUUAUUUCUAUAGUAUAGUCGGAAUGUUAUGGUAUGCAGCGUUUUUAUGGCUAGUGUUUGAAAAACCCCGAAAACAUCCCACAAUAGACGUGUUCGAAUUGAAGUACAUAGAAAAAUCUUUAGGUGAAUCCGUACAGCAAGCAAUGCCAACAAUAGCCACAACACCAUGGCAUGACAUCGUUCGAUCGAAACCAGUUAUCGCAAUUGUUGUCGCAAAUUUCUGCAGAUCGUGGAAUUUCUACAUGUUGGUGUUGUAUCAAAGCGCAUAUCUAAAGGAAGUUUUUGGUUACGAUACGGCCGAGGCUGGACUGGUGGGUGCAUUGCCGCAUUUACUGAUGACAAUCAUUGUACCCUUCGGUGGCAUGUUGGCCGAUCACUUAAGAAAAUCUGGAACGAUGACCACAACGAAUGUGAGAAAAUUAUUCAAUUGCGGCGGUUUUGGAUUGGAAGGAUUCUUCUUCCUACUAGUGGCUCUUUCGAAUACAUCGGGAAAAGCACUGACAGCUCUGACGCUUGGUGUAGCGUUCAGUGGUUUUGCUAUCUCCGGUUACAACGUCAAUCACUUGGACAUUGCACCGCGAUACGCCAGUAUUCUAAUGGGUAUAUCGAAUGGCAUAGGAACAUUAGCUGGCUUAAUAUGCCCUAUUGCCAUCGAUCACAUCGUAGAAGAUAAGAAACCGAUGAGUUGGUCUAUCGUAUUCACCAUAGCUGCCUGUGUUCACUUAUUUGGUAUAACAUUUUACGGAAUUUAUGCAUCCGGCGAACUUCAAUAUUGGGCCGAGCCACCAGUUGACGAGAAACAAGUCUGGAGUCCUACGAAAGCAGAAAUAACCAAAGAAACUGCCUUUAAUGAACCUCAAGCGGACACACAAAUAAACAAACCGACAAUUAAUUAUGGGGCAACGCAACCAAAUCCAACCAACCCCUUUGCCUAUGCCAGUUCAAUGCUCGAACAGCAAGCUGUGCAGCCCGAGGCGAAAGACACGUAUCUUCAUGGAACAGCUGAAGAUCGAACGUAUUGAAUACGUAAUAGAUAAAAUGAUAUGUAAUUGCACGACAUAGUAACGUGAACAUCAGGCAGGGACGGUUCAUUUUUCGAAAGUCAAUAAUUGGGGAUCUAGUGAUAGAAGGAGGUGAAUGCGAUUAAUUUGAAGUGAGAGGAAAUUCGGAUCAUAUUCCAUUUUUAUUGUGGUGCUUCAACCCUUCAACUUGGUGCUUACCUAUGGGUAAAUGCGCUGAAUUGAAAAUAAAACUCAAAUGUAAUAGAUUUUCGUAUACGAUCCUAUAGAUCGAUUCAGUGGGCAAAACUAUAGCAAUAGCUGAGUGCAUUCUAUUGCUUGAAAUGAAUAAAAAUUAACUAACUAAUUACUAGAUGUCAGCGCUCUAUUUUUUGUGAACCAACUUCACUGCUCUGGAAUUUCAUGGAAAUUUAGCAUUGCGAAGUUUUUUCACCAGGAAAUAGAUCGAAAAGAAUGAAGUACUGAAAAAAGUGGCGGUGCCUCUACACAAUAAAUGUAAAGACCAGGUCCGUAACCAGGUCCCUCUUGUAAUCGACCACUCGUGCCUGUGCCCGUACUAUGUCGUGGAAGUUCCUAAUUGAACAAUUACAUAUAAAACAUCUCCAAUGAGCAACGCAAGAAUGGACAAGAAAAACAUAUUACUAAUUUUAACAUAAAUGUACAUUUAAGGUAAAAAAUUAUUUUAGGAAUAAAAUUGUUUUACAAUAAAUAGAAA